Asparagus officinalis (garden asparagus) is the source of this 1282-nucleotide messenger RNA. Its product is annotated as probable 2-oxoglutarate-dependent dioxygenase At5g05600. Lineage: Eukaryota; Viridiplantae; Streptophyta; Magnoliopsida; Asparagales; Asparagaceae. Bases 57 to 1088 code for a protein of 343 amino acids. The transcript has 3 exons. The record is from RefSeq and is a predicted model, not a curated record. Gene Ontology annotation, molecular function: dioxygenase activity.
AGGCACAACACAAGCACACAGAAAGAAAAAAAAGAAAAGAAAGGAAGAAGGAAGAGAUGGGCCUACAACUCGAACCCUCCUUCGUCCAAGAAGCAGAGCACCGUCCGGAGCCCACCAUCUCCGACGCCGGAGCCAUCCCCCUCGUCGACCUCUCCUCUCCUCCACCGACCCUCAUCGCGGACAUCGAGGCAGCAUGCAGGGACUGGGGGUUCUUCCAAGUCGUCAGCCACGGCGUCCCGUUGGAGCUCCUCGAGGGAGUUCAGUCGAUGGCGAAGGAGUUCUUCUCUCUUCCCCUCGAGGAGAAGAAAAGGGUCCAGAGGGACGAAGAGAACCCGGUCGGAUACUACGACACGGAGCGUACGCAGGAGGUGAGGGAUUGGAAGGAGGUGUUCGAUUUCACGGUGAAAGAGACCUUCCAUAUCCCGGUCACGGAGGAGGAUGGCAGGGUCAGGUGGCGGGAGGUCAGGAACCAGUGGCCGGAGCAUCCUCCGGGGAUGAGGGAAGCCUGUAAAGAGUACCGAAAAGCCAUGGAAGACCUAUCGUUUAGACUGCUCGAGCUCAUCGCACUGACCUUAAAGCUCCCACCCAACCGAUUUAAUGAAUUCUUCAAAGACACAACCAGCUUCAUCCGCCUCAACCACUAUCCUCCAUGCCCAUCUCCUGACCUCGCUUUGGGCGUUGGCCGUCACAAGGACGCAGGAGCCCUGACGGUCCUAGCACAGGAUGAUGUAGAGGGCCUUGAUGUUAAGAGGAAGUCAGAUGGAAAGUGGGUUCGUGUCAAACCUAUACCAAACUCAUACAUCAUCAACAUCGGCGAUAUGGUUCAGGUCUGGAGCAACGAUAAGUAUGAGAGCCCAGAGCACAGGGUGUCGGUGAAUUCAGAGAAGGAGAGAUUCUCGAUCCCGUUCUUCUUCAACCCUGCAUACUACACCAACAUAAAACCUUUGGAUGAUCUGAUCACGGAGGAGAAUCCUGCAAGGUAUGAUGAGUUCAACUGGGGAGAGUUCUUUAUGGGAAGGAGUAACAGCAACUUCAAGAAGCUGGGAGUUGAAAAUACUCAGAUUCAUCAUUUCAAAAAGAAAGUGUGACAAUAUGGGUACCAUAUUGUAUUGUAUGAUUGAAAUGUUGUAUAGUGUGAUUAGCGUAUGAUAUUGUAGUGUUUGAUCGACUUAUGAUAUUGUGUUGAUCGAUAUUGGUUGUGUGAGCGUCCGUGUAAAAUAAACAUGUAGCAAGUAGCUAUGCGGAAGAUAUUUUAUAAUCUCAGAUGGAUAUAGCAGUUGCA